AGGGGAUAAUUUUUCAUUGUACAGAAUUAAAUUAUAUUAUCUAAUUUAUUUAUAAAAAUGGCUGACAAUGAGCAAAAAGCUAUGCAAUUAAUAGCAGAAGCAGAAAAAAAACUAACUUCAUCUAAAGGUUUUCUUAGUUCAUUGUUUGGAGGAUCUUCAAAAGUAGAAGAAGCUGUAGAAUCUUAUCAAAGAGCUGCAAAUUUAUUAAAAAUGGCUAAAAAAUGGAAUGAAUCUGGAAGCGCUUUUUGUCAAGCUGCAAAUCUUAAUGCAAAAGCAGGUAGUAGACAUGAUGCAGCUACCAAUUACAUUGAUGCUGCUAAUUGUUAUAAAAAGUCAGAUCCUACUGAAGCUGUAAAUUGUUUAUUAAAAGCUAUAGAAAUUUAUACUGAUAUGGGUCGAUUUACUAUGGCGGCUAAGCAUCAUCAAAAUAUAGCCGAAAUUUAUGAAAAUGAAGCAGUGGAUUUAGAAAGAGCAGUUAAGCAUUAUGAACAAGCUGCAGAUUAUUUUCGUGGUGAAGAAAGUAAUUCAUCCGCCAAUAAAUGUUUAUUGAAAGUCGCCCAAUAUGCUGCUCAGUUAGAAAAUUAUGACAAAGCAAUUGAAAUUUAUGAACAGGUGGCAGUUGCGUCAUUGGAUAGUUCAUUAUUAAAAUAUAGUGCUAAAGAAUACUUUUUACGAGCAGCUUUAUGUCACUUAUGUGUAGAUGUAUUAAAUGCUCAACACGCUAUCGAACGUUAUCAAGAACAGUGCCCUGCAUUUCAAGAUGUUCGAGAAUACAAAUUAAUUAAGAUUUUAAUAGAACAUUUGGAAGAACAAAAUAUUGAUGGUUUCACAGAAGCAGUAAAAGAAUAUGAUUCGAUUUCACGACUAGAUCAAUGGUAUACAACAAUGCUUUUGCGAAUAAAAAAACAAAUCAAUGAUAAUCCUGAUCUCCGUUGAAUUGCAUUACUAUUUAUGAAUUUCAUUUAUAGAUAAUUCCAGUGUAUAUUAUCUUAUCUAAUACUGUGUAUAUCUAAGUGCGUGCGUAUGUGUAC
Messenger RNA from Ceratosolen solmsi marchali, 1031 nucleotides. It is a transcript of the gene alphaSnap, whose product is annotated as Alpha-soluble NSF attachment protein. Gene Ontology annotation, biological process: intracellular protein transport; SNARE complex disassembly. The transcript has 5 exons. Bases 58 to 936 code for a protein of 292 amino acids. The record is from RefSeq and is a predicted model, not a curated record. Gene Ontology annotation, cellular component: SNARE complex; vacuolar membrane. Gene Ontology annotation, molecular function: soluble NSF attachment protein activity; syntaxin binding. Lineage: Eukaryota; Metazoa; Arthropoda; Insecta; Hymenoptera; Agaonidae.